Aspergillus pseudonomiae is the source of this 816-nucleotide messenger RNA. RefSeq lists its product as uncharacterized. Bases 1 to 816 code for a protein of 271 amino acids. The record is from RefSeq and is a predicted model, not a curated record. The transcript is spliced from 2 exons. NCBI's taxonomy places the organism in Eukaryota, Fungi, Ascomycota, Eurotiomycetes, Eurotiales, Aspergillaceae.
AUGGUCCGAGCGUCCGAAGCCUUCCCCUUGUGGGAUGAAUCUCUAGACCUGAGCGAAAUCCUCACUGGCGGUCCACGGAAACUACUCGAAAGCUACUCCCACAUUCCUCCGUCCGACGUAGAAAGCCAUGUCAGAGCCAUCGCUAAAAAAGGCUGGGACAUCAGAGACUAUCCAUGUUUUCGGAUGUUCUGGUUUCUCGACUUUGAUUUGUCUCGCUCGCCCCAGUAUGCGAGGGUUCUGGAGCUGCUCAAGUCGGGCGCGUUGUUUAUUGACAUAGGCUGUGGAAUAGGCCAGGAUAUUCGCCGUCUCGUCUAUGAUGGCGUUCCAGGACAGAAUCUCAUUGGGCUUGAUCUGUAUGGCGGGUUUGUUGAUCUGGGGUUCGAACUGUUCCGGGACAAGGCGUCGCUGGGGGCUUCGUUUCUCAUCCAGAGCUUUUUCGAUGACACGGCCCUGUUCCGGCAGGUGAUGGGCCAGGUUUCGGUUGUCAACUCCGGGUACUUUAUGCAUCUAUGGGACUGGGACGGACAGAUCAAAAUCGGGCGGAGGAUGAUGGAAUUGCUGCCGACUGCAGGGGGGCUUGUGACGGGAGUCCAUUUUGGUAGCAAAAGAUCGGGGAGAUGGAUUCCUCAUGGGGGGAAGGAGAUGUUUCUCCAUGAUACUGAUACGCUAACUGCUAUGUGGACUGAGAUUGGGGAAAUGUCUGGUGUUCGGUUAGAUGUAGAAGCUGUCAGCCAGGAGGAUGUAAAGUGCAAAUACUAUGAUCCAGACGGGUUCAUUAUAAGGUGGGUCGUGCAAGUUGAGAGUCGUGCGAACUGA